Centruroides sculpturatus (bark scorpion) is the source of this 2162-nucleotide messenger RNA. RefSeq names its product BTB/POZ domain-containing protein KCTD9-like. Gene Ontology annotation, biological process: protein homooligomerization; intracellular signal transduction. The record is from RefSeq and is a predicted model, not a curated record. Bases 143 to 1372 code for a protein of 409 amino acids. NCBI's taxonomy places the organism in Eukaryota, Metazoa, Arthropoda, Arachnida, Scorpiones, Buthidae. The transcript has 11 exons. Gene Ontology annotation, molecular function: protein binding.
UAUCUAUAAAACCACCAGAGUUCGUCGGUUUCAAAAUGGCGGCAAAUAUUUGUGUCAAAAAAAGAUUUUGAAAGAAAUGUAGUGUUGGAAAAAGAAUUGCGUUAUUUUAUUACAUGAUUGUUAAAUAAGAGACGAAAGGAAAAUGAGAAGAGUCAUUUUAUUUCGCAAUGGGACAAGUACAGAUGGAAAAGUUGUUAUGCUAAGCCAUUCUCUUGAAGAACUCCUUACCACAGCUAGUAAUAAAUUUAAUAUAAAAGCAAAGAGGCUGUUUACCAUCCAAGGUGGAGAAAUAGAUGAUCCUAAAUUAAUUCGGGAUGAAGAUAUUCUUUAUGUUUCAGCAGGAGAACCAUUUAUACCAAUCGAGAAUAAUGGACCUAUAGCAUCUAGAUGUAAUGUAGAACAUUCUUCAGUUCCUUCAGCUCCUCUUGGAAAUCCUGAUUGGGUUUUAUUAAAUGUUGGUGGUAAAUAUUUUGCUACAACUAGAAGUACUUUAGUUAUUAAGGAACCAAAUUCUAUGUUGGCUCGAAUGUUUGCUGAUGAAGAAGGAAAUACUUUAUGGCCAAGUGCAAUUGAUAAAAAAGGAGCUUUUCUUGUUGAUCGAAGUCCUGUCUAUUUUGAACCUGUGUUGAAUUAUUUAAGACAUGGACAGCUAGUUUUAGAUAAAAAUAUUAAUCCACAAGGUGUUCUGGAAGAAGCUCGGUUUUUUGGAAUAGAAUCUUUAGUGCCAUCUUUAGAAGCAGCUAUUCAAGAUGAACAAGGUCCAACAGAUCAGACACCACUUUCACGAAGAGAUGUUAUAAAUGCUCUUAUUUCAACACCUCAUACAGCUGACCUCCGGUUUCAGGGUGUAAAUUUAGCAGGAGCUGAUUUGUCACGCCUAGAUUUACGACAUAUUAAUUUCAAAUAUGCCAAUCUUCAUCGUGCAAAACUAACAGGAGCAAAUUUAAGUUAUUGCUGUUUAGAAAGAGCUGAUCUUUCUUUAGCAAAUUUGGAAGUUGGUGCUUUCAUAUUUUCUGGCACUAUUAUGCUAGGAGUGAAAAUGCUUUGUGCUAAUUUGGAAGGAGCAGAUCUGAGAUCAUGUAUACUAGAAGACCCUGCUGGAAAUAGAGCCAAUAUGGAAGGUGUUAAUCUUAAAGGUGCUAAUCUUGAAGGCAGCCAAAUGUCUGGAGUCAAUUUAAGAGUUGCAACAUUAAAAAAUGCCAAUUUACAAAAUUGUGAUUUAAGAGGUGCAGUAUUAGCAGGAGCAGAUUUGGAGAAUUGUGACUUAUCUGGAAGUGAUCUACAUGAAGCAAAUUUACGAGGUGCUAAUUUAAAAGAUACUGCUUUUGAACUCAUGUUAACUCCAUUACACAUGUCUCAGGCAAUACGUUAAAAAUUAAUAAAAUUAUUAUGGAAAAAGAUUUUCAAAAUAUUUUGAAAGUAUAACUAUUAUAAAAGAAGAAUGGUUAUACUCUACUGUUAAAAUUGUUAAAAAAAAAAAGUUUUAAUAAUCAUUCAAGAUUAAUAUUAUUACACUGUUAAGCUAAUUAUUUUUUUAUGUCAUUACUAUCUUGAGCUAACACAUCUAAUGAAAGCAAUACAAAUAACCCACAUUUUAUAAUAUAAGAGUCAACACAAAAUGAUUAUAAUUUUGUUUUCCUGAUUUAUUUUUUACAGCGAUAGAUAAUUUAUAAAAAUUAAUAUUAAAAAAAUUUAAUUUUGGUCUUUACAACACUUCCAGUGAAGAAAAUGCUUUUUCUUUUUUUUCUUUUUUUUAAUCUAGUCAUUUUGUAAAAAGUAAUUUCAUUGAAAAUUAGUUUGUAAAGUAAUAGAAGUUAUAAAAUAUAUACUGUUGUGUUCUGUUGUUUUAUACUUUUGUGAGAUUAAUAAACUUCACUGACAUCAUAUCUCAUAGUGAAAAUCAUGUAUAAUAUAAACCAUAGCACAUUACUUGUAUAAAAAUUGUUCAUAGUGGUCUAAACCUUAAAUGUAAUAUAAAUUCAUUUUAAUCUAUUCUAUAUUGUUUUUAUAUUAUAAUUAAGAGUAUUUAUGCAACUUAUUUAUCAAAUAUAAUUCAGUAACAAAUUAUGUAGCAGAAUCAUAGAAUAUUUAACAAAGUAUUUAUUAAUUUAUUAGUUAGAUGCACUUAAAGUUCUAUAUUUUUUUGUUUUGAUGUGGUAGCC